Molecule: messenger RNA, 1058 nt
Organism: Archocentrus centrarchus (flier cichlid)
Lineage: Eukaryota; Metazoa; Chordata; Actinopteri; Cichliformes; Cichlidae
Product: HLA class II histocompatibility antigen, DP alpha 1 chain-like
Exons: 4
Coding region: 10-714 (234 amino acids)
Biological process (GO): antigen processing and presentation; immune response
Cellular component (GO): MHC class II protein complex; membrane
Source: RefSeq, a predicted model, not a curated record
CUGCUGAAGAUGAAGGUGUUGGUGCUGCUCCUCCUCCUCUCCUCUGUCCUCUGUGUCUCUGCUGACGUUCAGCACGAGAGCAACGCCAUCACUGGCUGUUCAGAUACUGAUGGAGAGGACGUGGUGAUACUGGAUGAUGAGGCGGUGUGGUACGCAGACUUCAACAAACAGACAGGAGUCGAUGCUCUGCCUCCCUUUGCAGAUCCAAUAAGCUCUCCAGGUCAGUAUGAACAAGCUGUGGCUAAUCAACAGAUCUGCAAACAAAACCUGAAGGUGAUUCGUAAGGCUAUGAAGGACUUCCCCAGAGAACUCGAUCCUCCUUCCAGCCUGAUCAUCUACACCGAACUAAACGAGGAGCUCGGAGUCAAGAACACUCUGAUCUGCUAUGUGACCGGUUUCUAUCCCGCUCCCGUCAACGUCUCCUGGACCAAGAACACAGAGAAAGUGACCGAAGGAACCAGCAUCAGUGUUGCCUUCCCCAACAAAGACGGUUCCUUCAGACAGACGUCCAAACUGGACUUCGUCCCACAGCUGGGAGACAUUUACAGCUGUACAGUGGAACAUGUGGCCCUGACCCAACCAAUGACCAAAUUCUAUGCUGUGGAGAACCCUGAGCCCGCUAUUGGACCUGCGAUGUUUUGUGGAGCUGGUAUGACUGUCGGUGUCCUCGGUGUGGCAGCAGGAACCUACUUGCUCAUCAGAGGAAACAAGUGAUGCUGAUUGGCUGGAGCUGAUUUUUUAAUAAAAAUUGUUUGUUUGAUUACACAGAACCUGAAGGUCUACCUCUGGUGCAGACAGACUACACCCUCUGAUAAACUGCUGUUCUUUAUUGAAUGCAUGGGUAUUUUUAUGUUACAUAUCAAACAUCUGGAAGACCUUUCCAUUAAAAACAGGCCGCAGGUCAGAAUGAUGUCACACCUUUCUGAGAUUUUGAUUACAGAAAACAGCUUUGACACUCUGAAGGCUUUUUGUGUUAUUAAAGAUUAAAUCUGUGCAGUCAGCAACUUUGAGUUUGACUUGAUGUUUUUUCUUCACAUAUUUGACUACGUGUGUGCAGU